Molecule: messenger RNA, 2722 nt
Organism: Nicotiana tabacum (common tobacco)
Lineage: Eukaryota; Viridiplantae; Streptophyta; Magnoliopsida; Solanales; Solanaceae
Product: putative protein FAR1-RELATED SEQUENCE 10
Biological process (GO): regulation of DNA-templated transcription
Molecular function (GO): zinc ion binding
Source: RefSeq, a predicted model, not a curated record
UAAAACUAUAUUUGUGCUGAAAGAUUGAACCAGAGCAAAGCGCGAUUACAAUAAUGAAUGAAAAAUGGGGUUCUUUAAUGGCUUCAUCAUACUAUUUUUAUCUACAAAGAUUGCAACUUUUGACACUUUGCAUUUUCUAUCCGUACGUAGGUAUGGAGCUCAAGAUUUCCACUCCCAGUUGAAAUUUGUACUUGAAUUUGAGAUUCUGCCCUAGUUCUGUUGUUUUCAUCCCUUAAAAUAAAGUGGGUUCAUCUUAAAAAAUGAUUUUUUAGAGUGAUCUGUUCUGCUAGAUUUUGAGUAUUGAAAUAUGUUAAUAGAAGAUUCUAGAAGAGUUGCUUUGCUUUUGGGGAUCAAACAAUUUCAGCUUUGAGAAUCUUUUAUGUUGUUUAGAAAGGUUGUGUAUUGUUACAUAGAUAAUGGCAGCAAAGCCAUUGAAUAAUAUCUGGAUUAGGAGACAGCAAUGCCCUUGUGGAGAUUGGAAGUGUUACAUUAAAGCCGAUGGAGAUGAUCAAGCAGUAUAUGUUUCUCUAACGACGAAGAGUGAAACAGCAUCGUCUUCGUCCCAAGAUGCUGUCUUUACUCCAUAUGUUGGUCAGAUAUUUAAAAGUGACGAUGAGGCAUUUGAAUAUUAUAGCAACUUUGCUAGGAAGAACGGGUUUUCUAUUAGGAAAGCGCGAUCAACAGAAAGCCAGAAUUUGGGAAUCUAUAGAAGGGAUUUUGUGUGUUACCGGUCUGGAUUCAAUCAACCAAGGAAAAAGGCCAACGUGGAACACCCUCGGGACAGGAAAUCAGUACGGUGUGGAUGUGAUGCGAAACUAUACUUGACAAAAGAAAUUGUUGAUGGCGUAGCACAAUGGUAUGUUUCUCAGUUCAGUAAUGUUCAUAACCAUGAAUUAUUGGAAGAUGAUCAAGUUAGACUACUUCCUGCAUAUCGAAAAAUCCAAGAGGCUGAUCAGGAAAGGAUUCUUUUGCUGUCCAAAGCUGGUUUUCCUGUCAAUCGGAUAGUGAAGGUGCUGGAAUUAGAAAAAGGAGUUCAACCGGGUCAUUUGCCUUUCAUAGAAAAAGACGUCAGAAAUUUUGUCAGGACGUGUAAGAAAACCGUUCAGGAGAAUGAUGCUUUGAUCACAGAGAAAAGAGAAAAUGAUCUUUUCGAGCUUCUUGAGGCUUGCAAAGCAUCACAACAAAAGGAUGAGGGGUUCAUUUACAGUUUUACUACUGAUGACAAUGGCAGAGUAGAAAACAUCGCAUGGUCCUAUGGACACUCACUUCGUGCAUAUUCUUUCUUUGGUGAUGUCAUGACCUUUGACACCACAUAUCGAUCUAUCACCUAUAAUAUGGUACUUGGUGUGUUGUUUGGAAUUGACAAUAAUGGGAAUGCAAUUUUUCUUGGAUGCGUUCUGCUGCAAGAUGAGACAUCACAGUCAUUCUCUUGGGCCUUACAGUCUUUUGUUCGAUUCAUGAGAGGAAAACAACCUGAGACAAUCGUGACUGAUAUAGAUUCAGGGCUAAGAGAUGCUAUAGCAAGCGAGAUGCCUAAUACUAAGCAUGUUAUAUGUUUAUGGCAAGUUCUCUCAAAAUUAUCUAGUUGGUUCUCCUUGCCCCUUGGAUUACAGUAUCCAGAUUUUAAAUCUGAGUUUGAUAUGUUGUGUCGACUGGAAAAUGUAGAGGACUUUGAGCAUCAAUGGAAUCACCUGGUUGCUCGGUUUGGAGUUGGUUCAGAUAAGCACAUUGCUCUUCUUCUAUCUUAUCGAACAUCCUGGCCAAUUUCUUACACGCGAAACUUUUUCCUGGCCCGAACAAUGACCAUUGAGUAUUGGAAAUUGAUCGAGACAUUCAUGAAGAAUAUCUUGAGCCCUCAAUCAAGCUUACUAUUAUUCUUCGAGCAGGUUGGUCUAGCGUCCAACUUUGGGAAUCACAAUAAGGAAAAGCGACUUUAUAUGCCUGCUAAGACUUGCCUUCCUCUUGAAGAACAUGCAAGGAGUGUUCUUACGCCUUAUGCCUUCAACGUCAUGCAGCAUGAGAUUAUGCUAUCUAUGCAAUACGCAAUAACAGAAAUGGCUAAUAGCUCAUAUCUUGCGAGGCAUUACAAGAAAAUGGAAGCAGAGUGUCUUGUGAUUUGGAUACCCGAAGAUGAGGAAGUUCACUGCUCUUGUAAGGAAUUUGAGCAUUCUGGCAUUUUGUGCCGGCAUUCGAUUCGAAUGCUAGUAUCUAAAAACUACUUUCAAAUCCCAGCAAAAUAUUUUCCACUUCGAUGGAGACUCGAGAGUUCCUUAGCUCCCCCGGAUGAAUCAGUCAUUCAAAGUAGCAGUAGUGAGUAUUCUCAAGUUUUCCAUGCUCUUAGUGGAAGUCUAUAUUCAGAAUCAUUAAUUUCUAAACAGCGCGUUAAUUAUGUUAAUAGAGAGCUCAAAAAGCUCCUUGAGAAUGUACAGAAUAUGCCUACAGUGGAUGAAAUUGCUGUAAGUUCAGCACCUAUCAAUGUGAGGGAACUCUAGCACUUAUGAUGUAUUGCUUGGUGGCUAAUUUAGCAAUACUAGGGAACUAAAGCUAUUGGGAAGGAACAUUUGAGAAAGAAAUUAGGCAUGAAUGUAGUAGCAAUGAAAUGGAAGAGAUUUACUUUUAGUUUAUAGCAAAAAAUUUACACUAUCUAUGACAAGGUUACAAAUGCAUUUGGAACAAAUCAGCUUGAUUAAUUUAUGAUUCUGCCCCUUCUAGUUUUUAGUCA